Messenger RNA from Phaedon cochleariae (mustard beetle), 1728 nucleotides. Lineage: Eukaryota; Metazoa; Arthropoda; Insecta; Coleoptera; Chrysomelidae. The record is from the annotation of a GenBank genome assembly.
AUGGAAUUCAAUGAAAACAAAACAAUGGGAGAUGAUUGGAACUGCGAUGAAAAGUUGAAUACUGCAGAAAUCGAAGAAACUUGUGCUAAGAGAUGUAAACUACCCCGUAGACAGGUUGUGAAAUCCCCGAGAAAAAUUUGUGCCAAAGAUGAAAGAAAUGCGUCCCUCAAAAAGGUGGCAGCUAUUCUCCAAAAACUGGAAUCUGAUAGAACUUUGGAAGAUAAUCAAACUUUAAUGGAGUCCCAGGAAAUGGUUAAUGAACUCCAAGAUAGAUGGAAAAGAAGAGAUGAGGCUAAACGUAGGCUAGAAGAAUUGGAAGAUCCAGAUGAUGUUUUGAUUGAAAAAUGUCAUAUUUUGGCCCAAGCAAUAGCUCAAUCACAGCAUCUAGUUGUUUAUACAGGAGCUGGAAUCAGUACUGCAGCCAAGAUACCAGAUUAUAGAGGUUCAAAUGGAAUAUGGACUAGACUUCAGCAAGGAAAAGAAAUAGGCAACCAUGAUUUGAGCCUUGCAGAACCAACCUAUACCCAUAUGGCUUUAGCAGAACUCUACCACAAGAAAAUCCUAAAAUAUGUGGUCUCUCAAAACUGUGAUGGUCUCCACUUACGUUCAGGUUUACCUCGUACAGCUCUAUCUGAGCUACAUGGCAACAUGUAUAUAGAAGUCUGCAAACAUUGUAAACCUCACAGGGAAUACUGGAGAUGUUUUGAUGUCACAGAAAAUACUGCUAGAUACUCCCAUAAGACUUAUAGAAAAUGUUACAUCUGCAAUGGCCCAUUAGUAGAUACAAUAGUGCAUUUUGGUGAACGUGGCAACUUACAGUGGCCCUUGAACUGGACAGGGGCCUGUAAGAAUGCAAAUCAAGCUACAACCAUUUUUUGUUUUGGGUCCAGUCUAAAAGUGCUGAAGAAAUACCCUUGGCUAUGGCAGAUGGACAAGCCAAUCAAAAAAAGACCUAAUCUUUAUAUAGUCAAUUUACAGUGGACCCCCAAAGAUGAUUUUGCUAAUGUCAAAGUAAAUGGCAAGUGUGACAAAGUUAUGAAAAUAGUAAUGGAAAUAUUGGGUAUUCCUGUGCCCAGCUAUAGGAGAAUGAGGGAUCCUUUGUAUGCCCAUGCCUCUGAUUUGCAUGAACUAGAGCUACAUACAACUACCCAGCCAUUUUUGAAGGGGGAAUAUGUCAAUUUAGUACAAAAUAAAGACUGUUCUGAUCUCCAUGAGACAAAAUCAACUUCUGUAAACUGUGAUACUAUUAGCAAUAGUUGUCUUCCUUCACAAAAUGAAGACAUUACUAGUGAUACACCCAACAGUGUUCAGGAUAAAUAUUUUUUCAAGUCUUAUUUCAAUUAUAGUGAACUAGACAUUUUUUUGUAUCCUUAUCAAACUAGUUUCUUGUAUUCUGGCUUACACAGUAUUAUCAAUCCCUCUCAGGAUUAUUUCAUUCCUUCCAAACAAGAAUAUGUGAAAAUUGAAGCAAUGUGUGAUUUUUGCAAAUCAGAAUUUAAUUCCUCAAAAUGUUUAUUUUAUACCAAGUCUGAACCAGUAUUUGUCAAGCAAGAAUUCAAGUAUAGUAAGAUUGAAAAAAGGGAAAAGGAAUUAGUAUGUUUAUGUUGUAAUUAUUCUACUGAUGAUGAUUUGGAAGAUGAUAAAGAACAAAUUAAAGGCAAAAUUCAAGCUGGGUGGUUUGGGAAGGGUUAUAGGAAAGGAAGAAGAAUCAAGAGAAAGAGUAUGUGA